ACCGUCCCGCUAGGUGGCAACCGCUGUGUGUUUCUUCGAUGAGACAAGGAUGGUAUUUUGGGGGCCGCCGUCCCUGUUACGUCUACUUAUCUCUCUACAUGCUUUGGUGCAAUGGCUGGGCGUCUUUCGCAGCAAACCAGACUCUAAGGCAGGAAUGAUAAUUGUGUGGUUUCGUUCGUCACCCGAGCUGCAAGCUGUCACUGCCAGCCACACGCCAGGUGACGCAGCAUCGAAGGAAUCCGGAGAAUCUUCCGACGGUCACGAUGGUGAUUCAGCCGCAUCCGAAAACCCCGAAGACGUGUCCGAGUCGAGCCGCAGACAAGGGACCUCCGGUGUGGCACCACUGACAUCUCCAGAGGACGAAGGAUCGCGUUCCACGCUUGCCCGAAGGUUAGAGAAGGAGCUAGCGCAACUACGAGCUCAACGGCGUAGGGUUCCAACGUAA
Messenger RNA from Toxoplasma gondii ME49, 445 nucleotides. RefSeq lists its product as hypothetical. The record is from RefSeq and is a predicted model, not a curated record. Bases 50 to 445 code for a protein of 131 amino acids. The transcript has a single exon. NCBI's taxonomy places the organism in Eukaryota, Apicomplexa, Conoidasida, Eucoccidiorida, Sarcocystidae.